Ruditapes philippinarum (Manila clam) is the source of this 2879-nucleotide messenger RNA. RefSeq lists its product as uncharacterized. The transcript is spliced from 12 exons. Gene Ontology annotation, molecular function: 3'-5' exonuclease activity; nucleic acid binding. Gene Ontology annotation, biological process: nucleobase-containing compound metabolic process. The coding region runs from base 32 to 2512 and encodes 826 amino acids. The record is from RefSeq and is a predicted model, not a curated record. Lineage: Eukaryota; Metazoa; Mollusca; Bivalvia; Venerida; Veneridae.
UUUUUUCCAUUUAACAUCAAGCACAACUAAAAUGGAGCUCGAAGGCACGAUUGGGAGACGAGUGAAAAUUUCAUUAGAUGAUGGCAGCGAUAUUGAUGGAUUUGUGCAUUCCUUCAGUGCACACUCAGGAAAAAUAUCUUUGGAUAAGGUCCAAUGUAUUGAAAACGGUAGAAAAAAGAAACUGGUUGGACUUCAGCAUUAUUUUGCAGAGGAAAUUCAAACAAUUAUUGUUACCGAAGAUGUUUGUAAAAACAAGAAAAAGGCAAAAGCUCAAGAAAGCAGUAGUGGUUAUGGUAAAGGAGGGAUGCUUAGAGGUAAAUGUGAAAGUAGCCAUUUGAACAGAUUACAGUUUGUGGACCCAUCUUCUCUCAUCUUGAAGAAUAAAAAGUUAUUAGAUGAUACAUUGACGUCAUCAGGCAAUGAGACCGGAUCUAGUGAUUCUGACUAUAUCAACGCCCUUCCACAGUCAGACGAAUACACCAUUAUACCCAAACUAUGCAGUACCUUUUAUGAGGCAAUUACAUAUAUAAAGAAACAUCAAGUGAUUGGUGUUGCCAUGGAGGGAGUUUCAAUUGGAAGAUUUGGUAAAUUGUGCUGGCUACAGGUUGCUGUUCCAGAUCAUGUGUUUAUGUUUGAUGUACUGCAAAUGGGCAGAGCCUUUUUUGAUGAAGGAAUGAAAGAUAUUCUAGAAAAUGAACAUAUACUCAAGGUGUUACAUGACUGUCGUAUGGUAUCAGAUAUAUUACAUCACCAGUAUGAUAUCAACAUGAUCAAUGUCUUUGAUACUCAGGUUGCCAAUGUGUUUGUGUAUAGAUUGAGACACCAUCGAGAUUGGCCAAGAUAUGUAGAGGGUCUAGCGUCGGCUCUUGUUCAACAUUUAGAUGUCUCGUUGGAUGAAGUUAAUUGGGCAGUGGUCAGGGAGAGACGCAGAGAGGAAGAUGAGGAGGUGUGGCGGGAGAGGCCUCCACAGCAACAUCUUGUGAAUGCUGCUGUUAAGAAUGUGAAACAUUUGCUUGAUCUCCGUGUUGUUUUGAUGGAGAAAAUGAUGGAAGAGUAUGUGGCUGGUGUCAAUAUUUACCUCAUGCAAGUACGAGACGCUUCCGAUAGAGAUGCUAAACGAUACCAGACUACUCCCCAUCUUUUACCAGUUGCAUUUCAAGACAUCUCUGCCUUCAUGAAAUCAUCUAGAAACAGGAAUAUUAACUUCAGUGUACGUGAAAUACCAAAGGACAUGAAUGGUUUCCGAGAGAACUGCACCGGUAUUAAUCAACCCCAUAUUUACUACUCUAAAGACUCAAUCUGGCAUGCAGGAUCAAGGAAAACUGACACCUCUACUCCAGCUGCUGCCACAGGAAAAGUUUCCUCAACAAAUCAAAUGUCUGUUGACAAAAACUCUGCUCAAAAAUCUCAGGAAAAUGUUUCCGUCCAAUCACCAAAACACGUCCAGCAACCCUCCCCUUGUGUUGCCGACUCUGACUCAGGUAGUAAAGUGUCAGUCCCUACCCAGAGACUUGAAGAUGCUUCUCUAGAUAGUGACAAUUACUCUGUUCAAUCAAGCCAAUCUGUUGUUCCUUCACGGAGAAAUCUUCAUAGAUCUCCGGACAAUGAUCUUGUCGCUAAAGCAGUUGCAGGAAUGAAUGCCAGAAAGUUAGAAAUGGAUGAGGGACUGUCGAAAUCGGAAAACCAUAAAUCGGGAUAUAAUGCCAGCAACGUUGAUACAUUUGAAGAAGCAUCUGAAUUAAGUGCCGAAGUGUCUGCCGGAGGAGAAUUAAGAGGAGGGAGUUUAAUGCGAGCAUUAGUUCAUGAACAAGACAUAUCUGGUUACGAAGCAGCAGCUGAUAUAGAAAGUUUUACUAUAAUGCCUGCAGGUAAGAUGAUCAAAGUUGAUAAAAAGGCAAAUUCAAAAUCAGGCAGUGCAUUGAAUAGUGUUGCAAAAGAUGAAAAUGCUUUUUCUCAUUCAACAAAUCUCUCAUAUAACAACAGACAAGGUGUAAAUGGAAACAUAUCUCCAAUUCGUCGACCAGUUGCACACAGUCCAUGUGAGAUAUUAAGACCUGCCAUACCAGGUGGAGAUAUUGCUACAACUUCCCCACCAAGGAGAUCAGGCCUUUCUGAACAAGAACUCCUUCUUCUUGAAAGAUUACAGAAUACUCGUGCAUCUGUAAUGUAUGAAGAAAAUAUUUCUGCUAAAAAGCAGUUCCAAUCUUUAUCAGACACUGAUUUACCAGUACAGGAACCAUCGUCUCAGGGAGCUUCUAGAAGUAAUCGUCUCAUGGAACAGCUUCAGGGAAAAUUGUCGCCUCAGUAUCAUUUGGGUAACCAAGGUAUCUCAAGAUUAAAUCCGUCUACUAAAGAAUCAUAUUCUCCUGUACAUUAUAUGCAUGAUCAAGAAAGUGGAUGUGAAAGCAGUGGUACAGAAAGUCAGGGAAGUCCUAUUUCUCCUACGUCAUCACAAACUAACGCUAAACUACACAACUUAUUACAAAAACUGAAACAACAACAAUCGGUUUAGCUGAAAAAAAUAUUAGGAAUUACCACUGAAAAAAAAUAGCUGAAAAAAAUAUUAGGAAUUACCACUGAAAAAAAAUAGAAAAGUGAAAGCAAAUUGAUUAUAUGGAAUAUUUUACUUCCGGUAAUUUUGUUAUAAUCAUUGAUCAGAUUAUAAAGAUUUUUUAACCAUUUUUUUGUAAAAUGUUAGAAAUGUUUUGUUUUUACUGAGCCUAAGUUGUAGUGCUGAUGUUUUUUUGAUGCCUUUUUCUUUACUAAUUUUGUUGUUAUAACAUAAUAACCACCAUUGUGUUCAUCAGUCGUCCUUAUGUUCUGUUUAAAUCUGGAUAUUCAUUUAUCAUGGAAGAGAAGAUCUUAAUACUUACUGUGUG